AUGUAUGAUUGGGGAAGUUCGGAACUUGUUAGGAUAUUGUACACUAUUCCAAAUGUUAUUGUGAAACGAGUUAAUUAUGACAGAAAUAUUUCGUUUUUACAACAACUGGAGAUAACGCAUAACAGUGAUAUAUUCAUUGGAAUGCAUGGCAGUGGUCUAACACAUUUACUCUUUUUACCAAAUUGGGCUGUUGUAUUUGAAUUGUACAAUUGUGGCGAUGUAAACUGUUACUAUGAUUUAUCACGUCUUCGAGGUGUAAAAUACUUUACAUGGAUGAAGAGUGACAAGAUAUUUCCAACUGAUAAUGGUGUUCAUCCGCAAACUGGUAAACCUCAUAAAAAAUUUCAAAAUUAUCGAUUUGAUAGGGAUGAAUUUCGCAGGCUUGUACUCAUGCAAGUAAAAUACGUGCAGCACCAUCCAGAAUAUAAUUUACGUGUAUGGAGGAAUGAAAGAAAAAAAUACAGUGAAGAACUGUGA
Messenger RNA from Thelazia callipaeda (thelaziosis nematode), 477 nucleotides. Lineage: Eukaryota; Metazoa; Nematoda; Chromadorea; Rhabditida; Thelaziidae. The record is from the annotation of a GenBank genome assembly.